UAUGGCAACUACGGUUAUGGAUACCCAUAUUAUGGAUACUCCUACUACGGUUAUCCCUCAUACUACGGUUACGGUUACUAUGGCAAGAGAGAAGCUGGAUUUGGACCUUCUCAACAGCAACAGCCACAGCAACAUCAGAUGCAGCAAAUGCAGCAAAUGCAGCAACCACAACAAUAAUUGUAUUAAGAAAAAUCUAAUAAAAAUUAUGCUCUAAUG
Molecule: messenger RNA, 216 nt
Organism: Strongylus vulgaris
Lineage: Eukaryota; Metazoa; Nematoda; Chromadorea; Rhabditida; Strongylidae
Source: the annotation of a GenBank genome assembly